AUGAAUCUUAAAGAACUUGACUGGUUGAAUUUUGGACCACCAAUUGCCGCCGUCGAGGAUAUUCGUGAAUGUGAUGGACUGCCCUUGGAGAACAACGGCAAUGGCGGCGAAGGCGGUGAUGGAGGCCGUGGUGACGAGGUUCGGUCGAAGAGUGGAGCCGAGGCCCUGGGCGUUCGAAUCAACGAUCAAUCGACUGCAAAGGCUUCGUCGAGCAUUGGUGCAGAAGUUACAGGCGGAGGCAGCGGCGAUGGUGGCCAUGCAGUUGAGGUUAGUGGCGACGGUGAACGGCAUACGCCAAGAGAGGUGGGGCAUACGCCGGUGGGUUCUGACACGGAGGGCCCACGGGUGCAACGUUUGGACUUUCGGAGAGGUGUAGAGGGCUUAGUGGUGAUCGGCGGUGGAUUGAGCGAGGCUGGCGGUAGCGGUGGUGACGGUGGUGGUCGAUCGGGGACUCCACCGAGGGAUCCAACAAGAGGUAAGGAUCCGGUGGUCGUGGAGGAAUCUUCUGGAGAAGUACCGGUAGAGGUGGGCGAGUUUAGACCAGUAGUGGGGUCUUCGGUGCACGUUCCCAUUACGUACAGAGACUUCGCGAAGUUUGUGACAGAGGAAAAGCUUGGCCGAUUGCUCCGAGAGAAUCCGGUGGUGGUCGCGGCGGUGAUAUCGGCCCGGGAGGAAAGGCAGAGAGAGAUAGCGAGGGCUCAAGAGGAGGAGCGCGUGUGA
Rhododendron vialii is the source of this 720-nucleotide messenger RNA. RefSeq lists its product as uncharacterized. The transcript has 2 exons. NCBI's taxonomy places the organism in Eukaryota, Viridiplantae, Streptophyta, Magnoliopsida, Ericales, Ericaceae. Bases 1 to 720 code for a protein of 239 amino acids. The record is from RefSeq and is a predicted model, not a curated record.